Molecule: messenger RNA, 1698 nt
Organism: Leptidea sinapis
Lineage: Eukaryota; Metazoa; Arthropoda; Insecta; Lepidoptera; Pieridae
Product: lysosomal acid glucosylceramidase-like
Exons: 13
Coding region: 24-1673 (549 amino acids)
Biological process (GO): glucosylceramide catabolic process
Molecular function (GO): glucosylceramidase activity
Source: RefSeq, a predicted model, not a curated record
CAAGUAUAAAUAUUUCAUUUCCUAUGCCGUCAUUAAUUGUAAUGGCAAUGAUCGCUUCAAAUAAGAUUUUGAGUACUUCUCUAUUUGUGCGUCUUAGUUUUAUACUUUUAUUAAAUAGUGUUUACACCAGUGCAGAUUUUCCAUGUAUUUCUCGGCGGUAUGCAGAAGAGUCCAUUGUGUGUGUGUGUAACUCAACCUACUGCGACACCUUGGAGAGGAUCCAACCACAAUGUAACACAUACAACAUGUACACCAGCUCAGAGGCUGGAUCAAGAUUCUUAAAAAGUGAGGGAUUUAUCGAAAAUUACGUCACCGCAGACUAUGAAGAGUUCGACAGGAUUCUAGAACUUGUGCCAAACAAACAUUUCCAGACCAUUCUGGGAUUUGGUGCCGCUUGUACAGACGCCGCUGGACUCAACUGGUUAGCUUUGUCAGAAAAAGCGCGUGAGAAGUUUAUCAACACCUACUUCAGCAGUGAAGGAAAUGAGUACUCCAUGAUACGCGUGACGAUCGCCGGUUCUGAUUUUUCUCCCUCCCCUUACUAUUACAACGAGUAUCCGGAAAAUGACAAGGAUCUGACAAACUUCACUCUCAACUGUCCAGAUGUUUCCUAUAAGAUUCCGAUGAUUCGCGCAGCCAUGGCUGCAGCAACGGAUGAGGUGCUUGUAUUCGGUUCUGUGUGGUCACCUCCCCAAUGGAUGAAGUGGAUGAAUAACGACUACGCUAUAAGCCGUUUGAAGAGUGAAUACUUCCAAACCUAUGCCGACUACUAUUGCAAAUUUGCUCAACUGUAUGAAAAACAGGGCGUUCCCAUUUGGGGCGUCACCACAACUAACGAGCCUCUCGAUGGAGCAGUUAUCAAGAUACCGUUCCAGACACUGGGAUGGUCUGUUCAGAAAAUGGGGCAGUUUAUCAAAGAAAACUUGGGCCCUACAAUGAAGACAUGUGUCGAUAAGCCUAUCAAGGUGUUAGCUGCAGAUGACCAACGCCUCACCAUACCAUUAUGGUUCACAGGGUUUGGCGACAUAGAUCCAGAACUUAUGAAUUAUAUAGACGGUGUGGGAAUGCACGGUUACCUUGACUCCUAUGUUCCGGGAGAUAUUAUCGCUGCCAAUUUGAAAAAUUAUCCCGACAAGUUCGUGCUUUCUACAGAAUUUAGUGACACGAGCGAGAGUGGUAUCAACCUUGGUUCUUGGAGGAAGGGUGAAACAUACAUCGUCACCAUUCUCGAUAACCUUGUCAACCAUUACGUAGCCUGGGUUGACUGGAACAUGGCGGUAGAUCUACAGGGUGGGCCGAAUUGGGCGCAGAACUUUGGAGAUUCAGAAAUAGUCGUGAAUUCCACGAGUGACGAGUUCUACAAACAGCCGAUGUAUUACGUUCUCGGGCAUUUCUCAAAGUUUAUACCUCGUGGCUCGAAAAGGAUCGACGUUAUAAGACGGACUGCCGUCAAAGUUGACGUCGAUGAAAACAACAUAUACUCUUCGUAUCCUGACAGAAAGGAUGUUUACGACCACGUCGCUUUCUUAACACCACGCGAGACAGUCGUUGUUGUGUUGGCUAACUAUGAAGAAGACCCACAACAAACAGCGCUGAUAAUUGGCUCCAGGCAGAUCACAGUCGACUUAGAAGCCAAAUCUAUUGUGACUGUAGAAUUUCCAUAUUAUUGUUAAUAACAAAUAUAUAAAUGAGUGUUAA